AUGCUUGGCCCGGGACGCAGUCAAUCAGAGAUCAGUCGUGACCCUCGGACCAUGAGCGUGGUAGGCAAUAAUUUCCCUCAAUUACAGACAGCAUCGAUGUUAGCAUGGACUGGCAUUGGAAAACACAGCCGUGAAGAGCAGAUUGGUAUCGGAAGCGACGAUAUUCGUGCCAUCAGCAAGUAUCUCGGAGGCAAGCACUACUUCUGUGGAUUCAAACCAUCACGAAUUGAUGCCGCUCUCUUUGCUGUCCUCGCCCAGAUCGUCUACGCUCCGUAUGAGAACGAACAUCUUGAAAUAAUUAAAAAGGAAUGUUCAAACUUGAUGGAGUAUGUGGAACGCAUUAAGAACAGGU
This is a messenger RNA of Cooperia oncophora, 352 nucleotides long. NCBI's taxonomy places the organism in Eukaryota, Metazoa, Nematoda, Chromadorea, Rhabditida, Trichostrongylidae. The record is from the annotation of a GenBank genome assembly.